GUUACAUUCUCCUAAUUCUAGCUUCUCUGGGUAUUUCGAAAGAAUUUUGCUAAAGUGUUUAAACAAUGGUCUUCCCCUUUAAUUUUAUAUACUUUGAUUCCAAACCUACAGAAACCGAGAUUAAGCCUGUUUUAUCUCCAGCUGAUCAAUCCUAUCACUCUGCACAAGCGGAUUUGGCACCAACCUUGUCCAAUGAUGAGGAUCUCUUGAUUUUCCCAUGUAAUGAGCUUAUAGACGCCACCGGUAAUUUUAGCCCUUCUUCAAAGAUCGGCGAAGGGGAGCUUGGAUCACUCUAUGAGACUGAUAUUUCCAUAGAGUAUCCUGAUACGAUACUCCAAGUCAUGGUCAAACGUCUAAACCAAAAGGGGCACAAAGAGUGGGUUAAGGCAAAGGAUAUUCAUGGUGUGGUUGAGCAUCCAAACCUUGUCACACUAGUGGGUUAUAGUGAUGAAGUCAAUGAAAGCGAACGCCUUUGCCUUCUAGUCUAUGAGCGUAUGGCUAACAAAAGUGUCGAAUACCAUUUAUCUACAAGGUCACAAACGCCUCUCCCAUGGACCAUUAGACUCAAGGUGGCUCAAGACACUGCUUGUGGCUUAGCACAUCUACAUGAAAAAAUGAUUCCUUUCGGCGUUUUUAAGUCUUCCAACAUAUUUUUGAACAACCAGUGGAAGGCUAAGCUAUCAUAUUUUGGUUUGGUUUAUAAUGAAGAGCCUACUAAUAUUUCCACCAUGAUGGCUGGAAACAUGGGUUAUGUUGCACCAGAGUGCUUCCAAACAGGGUGUCACUCACCCGAUUGUGACACAUGGGGUUAUGGGGUAUUCUUGUAUGAACUCAUCACGGGUAGGCGCCCAGUGGAGAUGAACCGUCCCCAGAAUGAGCAGAAGCUCUUAGAAUGGGUGAAACCGCAUGUAGACUCAAAUAGAUUGGAGCCAAUCAUUGAUCCAAGACUUGAAGACAAUUACUCGUUGGAUUCAGUACAUAAGUUGUGCAUUAUAGCCAACAGGUGCUUGGCCUGCAACCGCAAACUGAGGCCAAAGAUGAGCGAGGUCCUAGAAAUGAUUAACAAACUUAUUGGGGUUCCAUCAAAAACAAGUUGUCCUACACCGCCUCUCAAAAGUCUGGUCCCAGUGGUAUACUAUCACACUCAAGAAAGUUUUCAAGUGCAGUGCAUACACUCGUAAGGACAGUCAACAUAAUGGCACUAGGGUCCAUUCAUAUCCGAUUUAGAGAGGGCGUAUGCCCUCUUUGAAUAAUGAAAACGCCCUUACUGUUUCAUGUAUGAUGAAGUGUUGUUUUUGUGUUAUAGGGAGCACAUAUUUUAUACAUUGUUUAUCUGCAUAUCACAAAGUAUUUGAGAAUCGAGGGACAAAUAGAUGGUCAAGAUAUUAAUAUCGUGUGAUUUGUAUACAUACUAGUCUUAAUAACAUAUGAUAUACGAGUAUAUAUGUAUAUAUAAU
Messenger RNA from Erigeron canadensis, 1457 nucleotides. Its product is annotated as serine/threonine-protein kinase PCRK1-like. The coding region runs from base 66 to 1181 and encodes 371 amino acids. Lineage: Eukaryota; Viridiplantae; Streptophyta; Magnoliopsida; Asterales; Asteraceae. Gene Ontology annotation, molecular function: protein kinase activity; ATP binding. Gene Ontology annotation, biological process: protein phosphorylation. The transcript has 4 exons. The record is from RefSeq and is a predicted model, not a curated record.